AGCAAUCGCUCGGCAUGACUUUCUUUCAGGAGCUGCUGAAUCGAUUCGAUUUAAUGCUAUUUUUAGAGGCAUAACAGCGGAUUUAUCGCAUGCCAGGACCCCACAGCUGCUCUUCGGUCCACUGGACGGUGAAACAGAGUACAUUGCGAGCUUACUGUGUUGAAAACGUUGUCUAAGAGGUCAAAUGUAGUGUCAAACACUUGUAAUGUAGAGGAGAGCACAUGAGAAUUAGAUUACAUAAGGAAAGGGAGGGGCACAACAUGAGCUGUUUUGUGUGUUGGGGUUUGUUUUGUAAUGCGCAUGUGUGAUAGACUUCACAGACUGUCAUAUUUGCUUCUUCACCAUGAAAAGGUCACACCGACUUUAAUCAGGUUGUACGGGCGAGGAGCAUCGUGUUUGUGAGUGAUCUGUUGUGAGGUCAUCGGCGGUAAUGAUGCAACAGAAACGAAACAUUAAGAUCAUCGAAUGGGAGGAUCUGGACAAGAGGAAGUUCUACUCGCUGGGCAUUUUCAUGACCAUGACCACACGGGCAACGCUCUACCCAUUCACCCUUAUCCGUACCAGACUGCAGGUCCAGAAAGGGAAGUCUCUCUAUAACGGCACCUUCGACGCCUUCUGUAAGAUCCUGAAAGCCGAGGGUGUACGUGGACUCUAUCGAGGGUUCAUGGUUAACACGUUCACCCUGAUCUCGGGUCAGGCCUACAUCACUACAUACGAGUUGGUGAGGAAAUACGUGUCCUGUUACUCCUCCAAUAACACGGUGAAGUCUCUGGUGGCGGGCGGAUCGGCAUCACUGGUGGCCCAGAGCAUCACGGUGCCCAUCGAUGUGGUGUCCCAGCAGCUGAUGGUACAGGGUCAGGGGUGUCAUCUCACCCGGUUUAAGCUUAAGCCCAAGAGGGUGAUGGACACGUCAAAACACAAAGUAACAUUCGGUCAGACCAGAGACAUUGUGGUUCAGAUUUUUCACGCAGAUGGAUUUCAUGGUUUUUAUCGUGGGUAUGUGGCGUCACUACUCACCUACAUACCAAACAGCGCCAUCUGGUGGCCCUUUUAUCAUUUUUAUGCAGAGCAGCUCUUCAGGCUGGCCCCUGCUGACUGCCCGCACUUGAUCCUGCAGGCUGUGGCCGGACCGAUGGCUGCAGCUACAGCCUCAACACUGACCAACCCCAUGGAUGUGGUCAGAGCCAGAGUACAGGUUGAAGGUCGUUCGUCUGUUAUCGAGACGUUUAAGCAGCUCCUGGCUGAAGAGGGCGCGUGGGGUCUCACCAAGGGUCUGUCUGCUCGCAUUAUUUCCUCUAUGCCCACCUCCGUCAUGAUCGUCAUUGGUUACGAGACUCUGAAGAGACUCAGUCUGCGGCCUGAACUAGUGGACACCAGACACUGGUGAAAAAACACACGGACUCGCCCAAACCAGGCGUUGGAUCGCUAUACCUCAGCCUAGUUCCAUGGGCCCCUCGUCCCAUGCGUCUGACCUUUUAAACGGAUGCCUUUUAGUUAUUUUCAUGAGUUUUAUGAGGACCAGGCAAUAUUUGACAGAUGCUAAGGUGAUCAAGUGUGAAAUGUUCUUUCUUUUCUGCCAUUUUUUGAGGAUUUUGUAUAAUCUGUUCACGUUAACGUUUUGUGUGUGGCCUGAGCUAGAUUAUUUGUAAUGUAACAACAUGUAACUCAUGUGUAAUUCUUUCUAUUCACCUGGUGUGGGCUUAUCAGAGAUUUUGAAGUGAAAAUGGUGAAUCUCAUGAUGUGUUAUACCCUCCGACUCACAGGAAGUGAAAGACUUUCAAGGUUUCCACGAUCAGUUAAAUUUGUAUUGUGAAUAUACAUUUUAUAGUUAUGAAAAUUUGGCUAGAAACGGCUCUUUGAGUGCAAUCUCUUUUUAAAGGAAAAGAUAAAUCUUAAUUCAGUACUCACAAGAGACUGGACAAGACAUGGAACUUCAUGAGCUACACCGACUGAUGGAAACUUCUUUGGGUGGUCAUGUUUUGUCUGUUUUUAAUAUGCCUUGUAUUAACCUUUAAAAAAAAACAGUGUUUGGGGGCCAAAGCUAUUAUAGAUGAAAUAUUUUAAAAAAUUUAGUCGUAUGUUUCAGAAGAAGGCCGUGAUUGGUUUUUGCCUCAAAUGUGUAAAAGAUUAUUUUCGAAGUGUCUAAUUUGAGUCUUUGUCACAAUUGUGAGUGCAUUAAAUGAACUGCA
Xyrauchen texanus (razorback sucker) is the source of this 2189-nucleotide messenger RNA. RefSeq names its product solute carrier family 25 member 44-like. Gene Ontology annotation, biological process: transmembrane transport; branched-chain amino acid catabolic process. NCBI's taxonomy places the organism in Eukaryota, Metazoa, Chordata, Actinopteri, Cypriniformes, Catostomidae. Bases 431 to 1387 code for a protein of 318 amino acids. The transcript has 4 exons. Gene Ontology annotation, molecular function: branched-chain amino acid transmembrane transporter activity. Gene Ontology annotation, cellular component: mitochondrion. The record is from RefSeq and is a predicted model, not a curated record.